Messenger RNA from Erigeron canadensis, 1303 nucleotides. Its product is annotated as ethylene-responsive transcription factor WRI1-like. Gene Ontology annotation, biological process: regulation of DNA-templated transcription. The coding region runs from base 65 to 1186 and encodes 373 amino acids. Lineage: Eukaryota; Viridiplantae; Streptophyta; Magnoliopsida; Asterales; Asteraceae. The transcript has 7 exons. The record is from RefSeq and is a predicted model, not a curated record. Gene Ontology annotation, molecular function: DNA binding; DNA-binding transcription factor activity.
CACAAUACUUCUCUCUCUCUCUGCCCCAAAAAGACCAAAAACCCAUAAAUCUUUGAGAGAGAAAAUGAAGAGAAGAAAGUUGUCACCAACUUCAUCAUCUUCAUGUUCUUCUUCUUCUUCAUGCAUUAAUAAUGAACACCAAAUCCCAAAAUCCAAAAAACCUCACAAGAAGAAAAACAACGCUUUGAACUCAAAUCAAAAUGCUGACACCAAUCGCAGAAGCUCCAUUUUCAGAGGUGUUACCAGGCAUAGAUGGACUGGAAGAUUUGAAGCACAUCUAUGGGACAAGGGUACAUGGAACAACAUUCAAAACAAGAAAGGAAAGCAAAUUUAUUUGGGGGCGUAUGAUAGUGAAGAGGCUGCUGCUCGCACAUAUGAUCUUGCUGCCCUUAAAUAUUGGGGACCGGACACGACCCUCAAUUUCGAGAUAGAUACCUAUAAAACGGAUAUCCAAGAAAUGGAAAAACUGUCUAAGGAUGAAUAUUUAGCUUCGUUAAGGCGACGAAGCAGUGGAUUUUCAAGAGGUGUUUCAAAAUACAGAGGGGUAGCAAGGCACCAUCAUAACGGAAGAUGGGAGGCACGGAUUGGACGAGUUCUUGGAAACAAAUACCUGUACUUGGGAACUUAUAGCACUCAAGAGGAAGCAGCUGCAGCAUAUGACUUAGCAGCCAUUGAGUAUCGAGGUGCAAAAGCAGUAACUAAUUUCGAUAUCAGCAUCUAUGCCGAUCGCUUGAAGAAUAGCGUACCACAAACCCAAAAUACUCCUGAGUCCACCGAAGUAGAAGCGUCACCAAAAGAGGAACGUAAUGGAGAGGUUCAUCAUGAUAAAAAUCACCAUGAGCAACAAGGAGAAGAGGAAACAACAGUAGUAAGGGAAAUAGAAGAGUCAUUGCCCGAUCAGAUUCAUGAUCUCGACUUCCCACAUUCGGUUGAGGAAGAACACCCGUGGAGCUUGUGCUUGGAUUCAAAUUACAAUUUCCUUCCGCUUCCACACAUUCCUUUCGAUAAAUCAGGUGAAAUGCUUGACUUGUUUGACGAUACUGGCUUUGAGGACAAUAUUGACAUCAUUUUUGAUGGGCCAUUGUCGUUUGGAAACGAAUUGGAGAAAGUACCCACAUGUAUUGCUUCACCUUCGUCGUCGUCUUCCACGACAACCUCCCUUUCAUGUCUGAAUUCACAUUGCUGAAUAUGAGGUUUAGAUCGUUGAUUAGGCAAGGUUUCGUUUUGUUUCUUCCAAAUUUAAUGUUGUAUUUUCAAGUAGACAAUAGAUACCAUUGGCAAUAGUUUGAGUUUUUUUUUUUUU